CCUCGUGUGGUAUCUAUUGGCGAGCUCUGAAUCGAUUCUAAUCGUUGGGAGUUUGACCCUGUGUCAAAGCAGACAGCAGUGCAGCCUGCGGGCGGAGAGGAGUCAGUCAACCAGAGCUGACAGCUAUUGAGAAGCUAGUAUUGCAAAAAGAUGGUCACUACAAAGCUGUUGACUCUUGUGAUUGUUGUGAGACAACAAAAGAUCCUCCUGGGAUGGAAGAAACGAGGUUUUGGGGCCAAUCGCUGGAAUGGUUUUGGAGGCAAAGUGCAGCCUGGAGAAACCAUUGAAGAAGGAGCAAAGAGAGAAUUGUGGGAAGAGAGCAGUCUGACUGUGGACAACUUGGAAAAAGUCGGACGGAUCAAGUUUGAAUUUGUGGAUGAGACUGAACUACUGGAUGUUCACAUAUUCUUUACGGAUAGUUGCAAAGGGGAACCAUUGGAAUCGGAUGAGAUGCUUCCACAGUGGUUUGACCUGGACAAGAUUCCAUUUGAUGAGAUGUGGGUUGAUGACAUCAUCUGGUUCCCCUUGUUACUCCAGAAGAAGCUAUUCAAGGGUUAUUUCAAGUUCAAAGGACAUACCACGAUCCUGGAAUACACACUGCAGGAGGUGGAUGAGCUGAAAGAGCUGGAAAUUGAGGAGUCUGGAUUCUGAUGAUUUGCAAUCAUUUUCAAAUAGUCACAGGGCAAAGUGGGGAAACUUUAACAAACAUUAAGAAACUGGGAACAAUGUAGUAAAUGAUUACCAAAAAUGAUUUUUGUAUUUUUCUCAGAAGAAUUAAAUCCUGAUAUUUUAGGCUUUAUUUAGCUGUGAACCCAGCCUUGUACAUCAACCACACCACCUUCACAAUCCUAUCAUUAGUCACCCAACACAUCUAUCUUCCUUUCCCGUAUCUGUUUUGAUGAUUGUUUUCUACCUGUCAGUUAAAAUGUUGGGCCUAGCUGAAACUCCAAUCCAAUAUAAGCCUUGGAUACAAGUGGAACUCUUUGCCUCAUGAUACUGGAGCAAUAAAUCAUGGAGCAUAGAGAGAUUUGGGACUUUUGUUGCUGGAUGUUUGAGAUUAAGUUCCAUUUAAACUGAAUGAUCAGUUUGCUGUGAGAAAUAUUGGAUCAUUUUAGACUGUCAUUUGUAUUUGUAGUCAUAAGUAAAUUUGCUUUCUUUAUAAUACUGGGGUUUUGAAAAGAAGAAAUUCCCCAAAACAAUAAAGUUUCUUUGUGGAGGUCAAAGAUGGUGAAAUUCUAACUGCUUCUCUGGAAGUGCCCACUAGAUGGUGCACAAGGGCAGCUUUGUAAACAAUUUGAUUUGUAACCUUAAUACCAGUAACAUUUUCUUUACUCAAACCGUUGAGACUACAUUAAACAUCAAAUCUUAUAGACAUUUUUUAUGAAGAAUGAAGUAUCUUUCUACAGGAAAAUGGAUCUAUUCAGAAAGAGGGACAAUUAGUUUUAGUCCUGGCUGAAACGGUUUUGUUACCCUGGAAGUAGUGUAAAUGACAUACUAGGAGGGAAGGAACAGUGACUGAACAGAUCAAUACUGUUAACCACAUUCUGGAUUGAGGGUUGAAACUGCAACUUCUGGAAGGGAAGUAAGGGAUGGGAGGUUGCAAUGGGAACGUCCCUUCUAUAUCUCACCAUCAAUUAACACUCUAGCCACGGCAUUCCCCCAACUACAACAUAAA
Hemiscyllium ocellatum (epaulette shark) is the source of this 1675-nucleotide messenger RNA. It is a transcript of the gene nudt1, whose product is annotated as nudix (nucleoside diphosphate linked moiety X)-type motif 1. The coding region runs from base 151 to 651 and encodes 166 amino acids. NCBI's taxonomy places the organism in Eukaryota, Metazoa, Chordata, Chondrichthyes, Orectolobiformes, Hemiscylliidae. Gene Ontology annotation, biological process: DNA protection. Gene Ontology annotation, molecular function: 8-oxo-7,8-dihydroguanosine triphosphate pyrophosphatase activity. The record is from RefSeq and is a predicted model, not a curated record. The transcript has 4 exons.